GCGCUACCUUUGCCACCUGCAGUUCAAGUCCUUCUCGGAGCAGGAGCAGGUUUUUGACACAACCGUCGCCAGCCCCGACGGUGAAGUCCUGUUCAAGGGCACCGACGUCGUCUUCCGUAAGGUCCUGCCUGAGCAGAUCAAGAAAGCUAUGGAGAGCCAGAUGGCCGAGGAUGAUCAAAAGAUGUACGAGGCGGCUCGUCACACUGAGCACAGGGCCAGCAAUCAAUGUUGA
Molecule: messenger RNA, 232 nt
Organism: Symbiodinium necroappetens
Lineage: Eukaryota; Dinophyceae; Suessiales; Symbiodiniaceae
Source: the annotation of a GenBank genome assembly